AUGGCUCUCUUCCUCGCGGGCGCCAUCCUGUGGGCCCUGGUUUGGCUCUUAUACCGCGCAUGGCAAGUUUGUCAAACUCCAAACGAAAUCCUUGUCAACAAACUCGGUUUGGAUAUUCCUCCCUCGCCCGAGGUUACCCUAGAGGAAAUCUCGGCGCGGGAAAUAUACAUCGCCUGGAAACAUCCCGACUUUCACCAUUCAGUCAGUAAACAUAUCAUUCAGGUCAAUAAUGCAAAAGUGGGCGAGACCAAGCGAGCGGAGACUGCAGUCAUAAUUGGAAAUCUGAUUCCCGGUCAUAUAUAUCACAUAUGCGUUUUCGCCGUGAGCGCCGCCAAUUUUCAAACCGCUGGCGCCGUCCUUCAUGUUCGUACGAAGCCUUUACCUUUAUCGCAGACUCAGCAGGAUGGAAACGUUGAAGGUCCCACGAUUCAUGCAUCGGUACCACGCUCGACACUUGCGCUUUCCGCCCCAUCAGCCCCGAUUAUGGCGAGAGAACAUAGUUCCAGUUAUUCUCAGAGCAAGCGUACUGGAGGGAAGAAAUCAUCAACAACAACCUUGCUUGAUGAGGACUCUCAUCGAGCCUCCGCCAGCGAUGAUCACAGCGGAACCCUAGAACGUCUUGCCGAGCGUCUGAAAAGUCUUCAGCAGGAACAUGAAAAUAUGGAUAAACAGCUUGCCGAGGAAGAUGACGAACACAAUGCGAUUCUAAAGGAGCUGGAGAAACAACGCGACGAACUCAAACAACGCGUGAAAGAGAAAGAUGAGGCCAGCGGUGACCUAAAAAAACACGUCAACAAGUUAGAAAGCGUCAAUCGUACCGUUCAAAGUGAAAAGUCUAAACGAGAAAGGUUACUCCAGCAAAAGGAGGCGGAGCGAAAAAAGCGAAAGGACGAUAUGGUUCGUUGGCAGGAGCAAAUUGCGCAGAUCAACAAGGACUUAGCACGGGCGCAAGAGGAGAAAGAAAAAAUUGAGCAGGAUGCUACGAAACAGGCCAACGAAAUGCGAGAGAAGAUUGCCGCUGAACAAACCAUUAUGAAGGACAUUGACGAUGAAAUUCAAGAGAAGGGCGGCCGCAUCAAGAAGCUGGAAGAUGAGAGGCAGAGACUCGAGGGAGGCGACAAUGAAGAUGGCAAGGAACUCGACCGUAUUGAUAUUGAAAAGGCUCGCCAGUGGGAGAACCGUCUCAACCAUCUCCACACCAGAUACGCUACACUUGUCAAUCUCCACGUACAAGCCCAGCAGCAAUAUCAAGAGGCUCAGGAACGUCUGAAGUGGUUGACUGACCAAAGGGUCAAUGGUACAGGUCCUUUUGCGGCAUUGCAGACGCUCGACCUUGACAUGUCCCAGUCUUCUAUGCACAGGUCUCGACACCGUGGUUCGUUGACGAGCAACGUUUCUUCGCCCAUACCAUUUCCGCAAGUGGAAACUGCAUUCUCGCGAAGCACAACCUACAACCCAGCGAGCAACUCUCCCACUUUUCCUCCCACUACUACUUUUUUCAAUAUCAACAAUGGGAUGACAUUAGCCGGCCUUGCGGAUAGAGGCGAGGCUCUUCCCACAGAAUCCGACACAUCGUUGCCUCCCAUGAGUCCUCGUGCUGAUGCGCUAUUGCCAUCUGAUCUACUCGGCGAUGAGGAAUCUCCUGAGCUACCCGAACGCAUUGUUGAACCAACUAUUCCCGAUGAUGAUGGAGUAGCGGGUCCUUCUCUCGAUCAGCAACCUCGGUCACCUUCUCCAGUUCCGUCAGAUUCUAUGUCUUCUAGAUUCUUUGCAAGUCCUCAUGAUAGCUUGAGAGAUCUCGACCUAACUAUCCCGACGAGCGAGAGAAUGUCACCGGGCGAUGCGUCUAACGUACAAUCUGCGUCUCGCCGACUUUCUGGAUUGUUCAACUUUCAUAGGCAACGCGGGAAGACCAUGGUUGACGGCCCAAUGCUCGGAAGUCUAAAGCCUGGACAAAGUCGUUCGUUUCCACGGAACUAUGAUGAAAUUGACCCGAUCGGGGCACGUCGUCGUCGUCUCACCCAUGCUACUAACUGGGCAAACCCAAUGUCUUACUUCCCUCGAAGCAGUGCCACUCAUGUUACGGCUGAUAGCUCCUCGGACCAUACUCCAUCCAAGAGAGGCGCAUUCGCCAAUAUCUUUUCUGCAGGAAAGAACAGCUCCACCGAUGUGAUCAAGGUGGAUCAAGGAUAUAACCAAUUCAGCCCAAGGCACGACCCUAUCGAUCCUUCGUCUAUCCUAGGUCCUAUUCGACGAAGCUCUUUGUCACCUCGGCCGUCAUCUACAUUCUCCUUUGACAAACAACUUCCACAUCCUUCAACUGAGCCGUUCGGUUGGCCAUCUAGUGAUCACAACAGAGGCUCUCUGGCGACUUUUGAUUGGGCGUCUCCCUCGACGUGGUCGCGUGCUCCGUCUCGACGGCCAUCGAUCCAGUAUGGUUCCUCUAGCCAUCUACCUCUUGGAAUGUCUCCUGGAGAACCGGACUUUUUGCAAACGCCACACGACAAGCAUCGACCGCUUCAGGCUCCAAUUGGUACCAGGCCUUCCUCGUCUCAUCGGCCCGGAACUCCGAAGCUGAACCCUGCUGCGCCGACUUUCAAGACUUUGUUCAAGAAAUCCGAAAAAGACAAGGGGGGCUUUGUGUACAGGGAAUUUGCGUCGAGGUCAGAGGAAUUCGACUUUCGUCCAGAAGAUGAAUCGCCUCCUACAUCUAGCCGUUCCAAGGACUCACACACUCUUUCUGGCGCUGCUGAAUCUUUAGAGUCACUGGACCUGGUCCCGUCUAGCAGUCCUUCUGAUACCUUUGGAACGAAGGAGUCUUUCAUUCAGAAGAUAACUCGCAAAGGUAGCUCCAGCAAGUUCAAUCUAUCAUGGAAGGACCGUGGGGGCAUAUUCUCCAAGAAAUAUGAAUCUUCUCAGGGCGAUGCUGAGGAGGAGGAUGAAGCGCAACUAGGCAAGAGUGUGGAGAGUGUCAUCUCCAAUACCCCGUCUGCAGAUAAGUCAAGUAUUCGAAGCAGUCGAGGCUUUUUCAGCAGGAAACCCAAGAAGGACAAGCAGUCCGUAGAGGCCAGCGAGAAAGCGAGCGAGACGGGGGAUGAAGAGAUAGUCGAGGAGUAA
Molecule: messenger RNA, 3117 nt
Organism: Talaromyces marneffei
Lineage: Eukaryota; Fungi; Ascomycota; Eurotiomycetes; Eurotiales; Trichocomaceae
Exons: 3
Coding region: 1-3117 (1038 amino acids)
Molecular function (GO): protein binding
Source: RefSeq, a predicted model, not a curated record